Australozyma saopauloensis is the source of this 1353-nucleotide messenger RNA. It is a transcript of the gene CMK1, whose product is annotated as protein kinase. Gene Ontology annotation, molecular function: calcium/calmodulin-dependent protein kinase activity; ATP binding; calmodulin binding. The coding region runs from base 1 to 1353 and encodes 450 amino acids. The record is from RefSeq and is a predicted model, not a curated record. The transcript has a single exon. Gene Ontology annotation, biological process: cellular response to oxidative stress; protein phosphorylation. NCBI's taxonomy places the organism in Eukaryota, Fungi, Ascomycota, Pichiomycetes, Serinales, Metschnikowiaceae.
AUGUCCUCGAAUAAAGUAUGGCCGGUCUUUGAGGCCCCCCUUAUUACUCGCUCCUCCUCGGAGAUCUACGACUUACCUUGUCCAUACAUUCUCUCUAAAAAAGUACUCGGAACAGGCUCCUACGCUGAUGUAUACGAAUGUAAAAACACGAUCAACGGGGCACAUUACGCUGCGAAAAGAUUUAAGAAAAAACUCAUUUAUGGUUUGGAGCUGAUGCUUCAGAGAGAGUUCCAAGUUCUCAAAGCUGUGCUGAGAGAACAUAAGAAUAUUCUUCUGAUGGUCGACUACUUCGAAACAAAUGAGUACUUCUAUUUGGUCACCGACUUAGCAAACGGAGGUGAGCUUUUUGAACGUAUUACACAAGGCCCUGGCGGCAAGCUCACCCUCAAUGAUACACGCAGCAUCCUCUAUAACCUUUUAUCUGCCCUAGCACACUUGCAUAGAAAUAACAUCGUGCAUCGUGACAUCAAAGCAGAAAACAUUUUGUUUGCGUCACGCAACUCAAGAGCAAGUCUGUUGUUGCUUGCAGACUUCGGCCACGCCCAGAUCCUCGCUGGCGAGGAUUUGGCAGAUUGUUUUGGCGGAACACUUAGUUACUUGGCUCCUGAGGUUGUCCGCAGAGAGCGCCACGGCUUUCCCGUUGAUAUGUGGGCUGUUGGAGUCCUCACAUACUUCAUGCUUUGUGGCUACACCCCUUUUGACUGCGAUACUGACAAAGAAACGAAAGAGAUGAUCACCACAGCAGAUUAUGUGUACGAGCCCGAGGAUUACUGGGGACAUAUUCCUCAAGUUGCCAAGGAUUUCAUUGACAAGUGUUUAUGCUUAGAUCCAAAGGAUCGUUUAUCUGCUGAAGACGCCUUAAAACAUCCGUUUAUUGCAGAAUUGGCUACUCCUGCCAUGUCCACCACUUCGCUUCAGGCUCUCCACGAUGCAGUUUGGAAAUUACACAACUCUAGACAGGCCUCUUCUUCCAACUUGUUGAAAACUAAAUCUUCAAGUAAUUUGUCCAAAACUUUCUCUUCGUCCAGUUUAGCGAGAUCUUCUUACACAAGUAUCCCUAAAGUUCUUGCUGCAACUAUGGCUAAGCUGCCAUCUUCAAAUCUCAGUAAUACAAGACCUGAGGGAAACUUCCUGUCGCUGUCCUCUCGUCAAUCUACUGAUAACUGCAGUGCGCUUCUUGGCGGUAAAUGCUACUCUCCAGAGACAGUGACUGCAUUCACAACUCCUGUUACUUCGGGACCCAAUUCUAGACAGCAAUCACAUACAAACUUGCAUAGUCUUCUGAUCAAGCCACUCAAUGCACCUGCGGUCACCACGGGUCACCGCGACGGAAACGCUAAUUUCAUGUUAUAG